Octopus sinensis (East Asian common octopus) is the source of this 4196-nucleotide messenger RNA. Its product is annotated as RNA polymerase II subunit A C-terminal domain phosphatase-like. Gene Ontology annotation, molecular function: RNA polymerase II CTD heptapeptide repeat phosphatase activity. Gene Ontology annotation, cellular component: nucleus. The record is from RefSeq and is a predicted model, not a curated record. The coding region runs from base 805 to 3558 and encodes 917 amino acids. The transcript is spliced from 6 exons. Lineage: Eukaryota; Metazoa; Mollusca; Cephalopoda; Octopoda; Octopodidae.
UAGACGCCUCAUCGAUAUAUUCGUCUGCUGUGCAACUCGAGUCAUAUAUUACUUAGUAAUAUAGCUACAGUAACAACCAAAGUACUUCUGAUAUCGAUAGAAAGUUUCAAAGGAAAAACAUUUUAGUUUCAUUUUGUUGCUGAGUCAUAACAACUACUGGAGUACAUAUUUUUAAACUUUCAUUUUAUUGUACCUGACUAUUGAGUUCCGUGUUUUUACGUCGAUAAAACGAAAGUUGCCUUUAUUAUUGAUUGUUGACGAAUUUUACGGAUUAUUAACAAUUAUUUAUUUACCUCUCACUUUGUAACCACAACAGUUUGUUUUCUUUUGUCUGUCAUAUAAUAUGUUCAAAGUUCGAAAAAUCGCCAAAAACGGUUAACGUGACCAUUAAUUAGAAACAAUCUACCGUCAUUGGUAGGUGGUUUAAGAAAUAUAAAUGCAGUAGACAUUCAUAGGCAUAAUUUUAUAUUGAUAAACACACGCACCUCUCUCUCUCACUAUAUAUUUAUAUAUAUGUGUGUGUGUGUGUAUAUAUAUAUAUACACACUCACACACACACAUUCUAACAGGUCAAGCACACAAGUGUACAUACACAAAGAACGACAAAAACAGCUCACACAACGCGCAUACAGAAAACGUUUACCGUUUCAGGAACGUAGAGAGAAAGAGAGAGAGACAGUGCAAAAAAGAAAAAAAGAAAUACAGAGUGGGAGAGAAAGUGAUAGAAAGAGUAAGAUAGAACCAAAGAGAGAAAGAGCAAAAAAUAGAGAGAGAGGGAGUGAGAGAGAAAGAGAUGAUUGAAAGAUGGCGGAGAGUUCUAGUAAUACUAUCAAAGUGCUGGCUCCUGGCCGCAUUAGAAUCAUGAAAUGGAAGGUGCGGAAAGGUAGUAAAGUAUCUCAAGGAGCUCUUCUAGGAUUUUACAAAUUAGUAAACACCAGUGAGAAACCUCCAGACGAAGAAAACAUUUGUAAUAUAAAGGAUGACGACACUGUUAGUCUGCAGAAACUGAAAUCAAGCCAUGUUGGCACAGUUUUAGAAGUCGUUGCCCAAGAGGGACAAGAUUUAGAAAAAGGCAUGGUGGUUAUACACAUUGAAGCCUGCACCCAUCCUACUGUAAUGAAAGACAUGUGUGCUGAUUGUGGUGCUGAUCUUAGGAAUGAAAUGGGUGUAUCCGGUGAUCGAAAAGAAACAGUCAGUGCUACUGUAGCUAUGGUUCAUAGUAUUCCAGAACUUAUUGUCAGCGAGGAGCAAGCCUUGGAACUGGGUCGAGCUGAUGAAAUUCGUUUGAAAAACACCAGAAAACUUGUUCUUCUCGUUGAUUUGGAUCAAACUUUGAUACAUACAACUAAUGAUGACAUACCACCAAACUUAAAGGGUGUUCACCAUUUUCAACUCAGACAUGGUAUGAACUUACUCUGGUACCAUACUCGACUUCGGCCACACACUUUACAGUUCUUAGAAAACAUUUCCAAACUGUAUGAACUGCACAUAUGUACAUUUGGUGUACGUAUGUAUGCACAUACUAUUACUCGGUUUAUAGAUCCUGCUGGCAAGUUUUUCUCACAUCGAAUCCUAUCAAGAGAUGAAUGCUUCAAUGCGAUGUCCAAGACUGCAAACUUAAAAGCUUUGUUUCCAUGUGGUGACUCAAUGGUGUGUAUCAUUGAUGACAGAGAAGAUGUGUGGAACUAUGCGCCUAACCUAAUCCAUGUCAAACCAUAUCGUUUUUUCCAAGGAACUGCUGAUAUUAAUGCCCCACCAGGUUUAUCCAAGAAGGAAAAUGAUAGCAAACCAAUCACACAUCGUGUACGAAGAGUAUCAUGUAACAUUGAUGAGGAUGAAAAAGAUUUAUGUGUUGAUGAUGAAGAGGAUGAGAAAAAAGAUAAUGAUGGUGCCUCAGAAGACCAAAAUGACCCUAAAAGAGAUCUUGAAACAGAAUCUGAUACAAUUUCUAAUGCUGACAACGGUGUUAAGAAUGUCAGUAAAGACGGUAAAACAGAUACUAGUGUUGCUAAAACUAAAUCUGCCACUGUUGCUGGUAGUGAUGUUGAUGAUGCCAAUGCCAAAACUGAUGCUUGUAGUGAUGUUGAUGAUACCAGUUCCAAGGCUAGUGCUUGCAGUGAUGUUGAUGAUGCCAGUUCUAAGGCUGGUACUUGCAGUGAUGUCGAUGAUACCAGUUCUAAGGCAGGUACUUGUAGUGAUGUUGACGAAGCCAGUGCUAAAACUGGCAAAAUACAAACAAAACCCUCAAGUGAGGAAAAAAAUUCCAAGACUGAAGAGAAUGAAGAAAUUGAGUGGGAUGAUGAAGAUGACUAUCUGUUUUACUUAGAAGAAAUUCUAAAUAGAAUCCACAAAGCAUACUUUGAUAUUAGUGAUCAGCUUAAUAAGAAUGAAGGGGCUUCUAACAUUCCUGAUACUAAUUUAGACUUAAAAGCUAUCAUUCCCUAUGUACGACGUAAAGUUUUACAGGGCUGCAAUAUCUGCUUCAGUGGUAUAAUACCUCUGAAUAUGCCAAUUGAAAAAUCUCGGCCUUACAAUAUUGCUAAAUCUUUGGGAGCUAACAUACAUUUAAAUUUUAUACCAUAUUCUUCAUCACACAAAAACAAUUACACAACGCAUUUAAUAGCAAAUAAACUGGGAACAACAAAAGUUCAUGCUGCUAAACGCUCCCAAAUGGGGCAUAUUGUCACUCUAGAUUGGCUCUGGGUAUGUUGUGAGCGAUGGGAAAGAGUUGAUGAACGUUUAUUUCAAUUAAGUGAAAAAAUCCCUUUAGAACCAAGACUCUCACGAAUGAAUUUAAAUGUUGGUAUGAAAAGACAAAAUUCAAAGUCUCUUAAAAGAAAAUGUAAGUCAGUUGAUUGUGAUGUAGCAGAGAAGAAACUUAAGCAAGAUGAUGAUGAUGAUGUUGAUGAGGAUGAAGAUGAGGAUGAUGAUGAGGAUGAUGAUGAUGAUGAUGAGGAUGACGAUGAUGACGAUGAUGAUGGUGUUGAGAGUUCAGAAGAUGAAGAUGAUGCUAUUGAAAUUGAGGAUGACGAUGAUGAUGAUAUAUUUGAUGAAGAAAUUGGUGCAAUUCAAAAGAAAGUUGCUGAAAAAGGCAAAGAGUCUUCAAAAAAUAGUAACACCAGAUACAAUCCUUUGUACUCCUUUUCAGAUGAAGAACGAGCAAGCAUGGACAAAGAAUUAGAAGAAUUAAUGGGUGAAGAUGAUAGUGAUUCUGAUGAGAAGGAAGCUGAAGCUCAACUACGGAAGCAGGUAUUGCUAGAUCGUAAACCUGAAACUUCAUCAGACGAAAGUCUGUCAGGUGAGUUCCCUCUUGGAUGGAAAAGUAAGCAAUGGCGAAAACGGAGAUCACAAAAAAAGAAAGUAGUCAUAAAACGAGAAGAAUCUGAAGACACAGAAAAAUCUGAAGAGAGUACGGAAGGAACAUGUGAUAAAUUCACUGAAUCCCAAGUGGUUUCUGAAUGCAGCAGUAGUAGUAACUUAGACUCUGAAUAUGAUUCAAUAGGUUCUGUAGAUGAAGAAAUUGCUAAAGCAGUAGAACAAAAGUUUCUAGAAAGAUGAUUGGAAAGUUUAAAAAAGACUGACAUUUUUAUUCUCCCCACCUUCCAUCAUUUUGUCUUGUUAGGAAGACUUCAUGUACAUAAUUGAACUGACUUCAUUUCAUUCACAUGUAUUACAUAAAUAGUUCAGCAUAAGAUAAAAUUGAUAGGAUUAAGUAAUGUUUCAUUUAAUCAUUGAACAUAAUUUCAUUAGACAUUCAAACAUAUACAUUAGCGCUUAUUUUUUUAUCUCAAUUUAUGUUUUGAAGUCACUUUAGUUUUAAAAGAAUAGUUUAUAGAAAUUUCUAGAAUAAUUUUGAAGAACCCCGUUAGAUUACUAAACAAAUUUGUGAGUUGUCAUCUCAUUGUCUUUGUGAUGAUAAGAUAGGGAUAAAACUGGAAAUAUUCAAAGUAGCUUAUGUUAAUUUUAAGACAUUCAUUUGCUUUACAGGAAGAUUUGUAGAUUGUCUAAAACAAUGGUAGAGGCUGAAAGAAAUAUCUUAGAAACCACACAUAGCAUACUCAGUUGUAGGUAUUUUAAAUAUAAUUGAUAGAAAUGUGGAUGGAGCAAAGUCCCAUCUCGACCCAGAGUAACGUGGUGGUGGAACAAUGUGGUUGACAGGGCUAUUAGACAAAACAAACAGGCUUGGAGGGACUGGA